Molecule: messenger RNA, 624 nt
Organism: Marasmius oreades (fairy-ring Marasmius)
Lineage: Eukaryota; Fungi; Basidiomycota; Agaricomycetes; Agaricales; Marasmiaceae
Exons: 4
Coding region: 1-624 (207 amino acids)
Source: RefSeq, a predicted model, not a curated record
AUGACCGAGUCAUUCGAGAUGAAAGAUUUAUACUCUCAAGACUCUCAAGGCCCAAACGAUUCAGAUUCUAACGAGACUACAUUUACAGUUGAUGGCACCCUGUCGCUAUGGUCGUGGACAACCGCGAUUUUAAUCACUACUUUGGCCGCUGUAUUCACAUUAUUUCCUCAACUUCAACUUUUCCUCUCUCAAACUGUGCCAGCUUCAUCUACCGAAUAUCGAACGAGUCUUACGCCUCUAGAGUCAUUUCUCUCGACACAUUUUGGUUUAUGGCUAAUGGCAUUGGCAGCUUCCCUCGUUUUGAAUAUUCCUAUGGCAUCUCCACCUGUAGCCCGGCGUGUCACGAACCCUGAGCACCCUGUACUGAUGCCAUUCACAAUUACCGCCCUUUUUGGCGCUUUCUUGUCCUACAACACCCGUUCUGUUGGUUCGCUCGCCUCAGUCUACUUCUUUGUUACAGGUGUUUCUGGAAUAUGGGGAUUAUGGGCGCUCGUCUUUGGAGGGGCUCCUUAUCUUUCCAAGAAGACCGGCGCAGACAAACGUACAUCCGCUUUCAUCUUUGGCAACAAAUCUGCAACAUCUCAACAAAAGAAGAGACAGAGAGAGGGUCAAAAGAAACCCUGA